Mus caroli (Ryukyu mouse) is the source of this 714-nucleotide messenger RNA. It is a transcript of the gene Qrfp, whose product is annotated as pyroglutamylated RFamide peptide. Lineage: Eukaryota; Metazoa; Chordata; Mammalia; Rodentia; Muridae. The record is from RefSeq and is a predicted model, not a curated record. Gene Ontology annotation, molecular function: orexigenic neuropeptide QRFP receptor binding; neuropeptide hormone activity. Gene Ontology annotation, biological process: neuropeptide signaling pathway; behavior.
AUCCUGGGGCUAGGAAUGCAUAGCAAUCAGGCAGGCUGGGGCUCGCCUCUCCAGGGAGCUUCAUAAAGCGGGGGAACCCCAGAGCCAUGCCUGCUGAACCGGGACCUGAGCAGCUCUGCCUGACACUGGGGUCUAGGGACUCACCUGCCCUUCUUAGAGCAGCCCGAAGCACAAUGAGGAGCUUCCGGCCUUUGCUUUCCCUACUUCUCCCUCUGAGCACCUGCUUUCCCCUGCUGGACAGAAGGGGACCCACAGACAUCGGUGACAUCGGAGCCAGGAUGAGCUGGGCCCAGCUGGCUGAGGGACACCCCCCCAACUCGGUUCAAAAUCCACAGCCACAGGCCCUGCUGGUGGUGGCCAAGGAGCAGCAGGCUUCCCACAGGGAGCACACCGGCUUCCGUCUAGGGAGGCAAGACGGUAGCAGUGAGGCCGCAGGGUUCCUGCCCGCUGACUCAGAGAAGGCCAGCGGCCCUCUGGGGACUCUGGCAGAGGAGCUGAGCAGCUACAGCCGGAGGAAGGGAGGCUUCAGCUUCCGCUUUGGACGGUGAGGGCCUGCGUGGACUCUGCCCCGUCUGACCAUCUACUGUUGCCCCGGACCCAACCUCAAGAACCCAGACCGGGAGAGAGUAUCACAGUGAACUAAUGGUGGUGAAUAGAUGCGUUCACAUUUUCAUUUCCAACUUUGCUAAAGUGAGAAAUCUGGGUGGUGUUCAA